CAGACACAAAACUAGUGCACUUAAGCUAAAAAAGUCCGUGGCUUUUGAGAGCUAAACCUGAAGCUGAACGAAACCUGAAUCGAACCCUGAAGGCAACCAAAACAAUCAUAAUUUGCAAUUGAGACAGAGAGUUCUUUUUUCAUCUUAGCUUGUUGACUCCUGUUUAACAAUGUAAAACUAAUACGCCAAGAAAAAUCAAACUUCAAGUAGCUCAUACGAUUAUUGGCAAUCUCACAAAACACAUCAGACACUUUGAAGAGAAAUUAUUUCAGUUUUCAAAAUCUGCGCUCAGACGUCUUUGUUUUCUGUCUUACGUUCUUCUUGAACAUAAACAAUCCGAGGAAAAGAAUAAUAAAAGAUUGGUUAAAGGAGACUGAAAAUAUGGCCAAGGUUGCCAAGAGCCGCAAAGGUCAACUACCUUCCAAGUCUUACGUUCCAACGGAGUUAGACUUUGCCCCAGAUCCCGUAGUUUUGGCCGAAUCUGGCCUUGUCUGCCUAGACUUUGGCUCUUGGACAUGGGUGACCCGAAAUGUCUUGGAUUUUGUCAAAGAAAAGGCCUGGCCUUUGCCCUCUAUGACCUUCUUGUACAACACGCAAAGUGGAGAAUUUGUAUCCAGGGUGUUCAAUCGACUCGUUGAAUCGGGACAAAUCUUCGAAGGUCAAGUUCUUCAAGCGAAAUGUCAGACUUUCUUUCAAAGUGAUUAUCCUUGUUUGGGCAUGAACUACUACGAAUCCGAAGAAUUCCCACAUCAUUUAAAGUUUGCGACGGAUUGCCAAAAAGUUAUUCAUCUAAACAAUGCUCCUGGUACUCUAGAGGGGUUGAUUUGUGCACAAUGUCACCUGAAACAAGCCUCAAACGACGAACUGGACAUCAAAAUCAAACCCGAAAGUGAGACCACAGACGAUAUCUUAGCUGACGCCGAAGAGAUCUUUGAGACAGAAACCCCGACCCAAAACUCUCCCAUUUUGAAAACAGCUAAAAGGAAGAAGAAGGGGCCUUCGAGAACGUCAAAAGUGAAGGUUGAAUAUGGUGGUAAAGAGGGCCUCGUAUUGAAAACCAAAGAUUUUGGAGGUUCGGCGCCGUUGAGAAAAUCAUUACGAUCCCAAAAGCGUCGUCAAAUGUGGUCUCAACCUGACUCCGAUCCUCCGGAAAACGUAGAGGGUUGCGAUUCUGGGUCUGAUUUUGAACCAGAUUCUGGAUCGAAGAAAUCCAGGAGGGUAUAUGUGCCAUCAAGUCCCAAAGUUUCGAGAAUUAAGGGUGAAAUUCCCAUGGAACUAUCGAACCCUAAACUUUAUGAAAUCGAUUGGGAUGGCGAAGAAAUUAUUGUAGAGGGAAACGUCGACCAGGACAAGCUAUGGGAUUGUCCCAUAUGUCAUAAAAGUAUUAGAGGCAAGAAUCGAACGAUGCAUUUGAAAACACACUUGUUGUACCACACUCUGUGCCAGGCCUGUGGCAAGGCCCAUCUUUGUGCCAAGAAAUUGUGGGAUCAUUUUGAAGCAGAACACCACGAAUCGGAAGUUUGGCAUGUCACGUGUGCCAUAUGCUCAGAAACCAUAGAUAUCAAGGAAUCCCGAAAUAGCCUUCGGAGCCAUUGGGCAUCAUGUAUUAGUCGAAAUGAUGGAGAUCAUCCCGACAAUCCAGAUUCAUCCAUGUCAAUCCGAACCCGCAAAACCACUCCUCUCGAGCUCUAUUUGCCAUCAAGUUACUUGGUUGAGUACGAAGGUCAGACCUUCACUCUGGAGGGCAAAGUUCCACGUAAUCAAACGUGGACCUGUCCAUUGUGCUCAUUCCAAGUCAAAGGAGCGGAUAAGGCUAAGCAUUUGAAGCAUCAUGGGAAAUUUCGCAUCAGUUGCGAAAUAUGUUGCCUCGCACAUUAUUGCCCACUCAAGCUUUGGGAUCAUUGGCAUGACCUCCAUCCCGAGCACACGAUUUGGAAGGGUAAAUGCUCGGUGUGCUUGGACGUUAUCGACUUCAAAGACUCACGAACUAAGCUUCAAGACCACUUUGUGUCCUGUUUCCAGGCGUCUUUGGAAGUUGGAAAAGAUAAACCGAAACCCGCGCCCAAAAUUGAGCCCAAUUCUGAUGCUGCUCGACCAAGCCGAUUGAUCCGAAGGGCUCAAACAUUCAGGGGUACCACUCCCAAGCAUUUGUUUCAUCCUCCCACAUUUGUGGUAGAGUGGGAGGGAAGGGAUCUUGUUUUGCCGGGAUAUGUGGGACCUGAAGAGGCGUGGGUAUGUCCUAUGUGCUCCACAGAAAUGCUCGGCAAGCAAAGAAUGACACAUUUGAGGAUCCAUUUCUUCUUCCGAAUGGGAUGCGAAAUCUGUCGAUUGUUCCAUUUGUGCCCCAAAAAGCUUUGGGAUCACUACAAAGAGAAACACACAGACCAAGAGAUCUGGCAAGCCUUGUGUCUAGUCUGUGCCGAACUCGUCGAUAUCCGCGAAUCAAGAGAAGCCUUCCGAGAUCAUCUUCUGAAUUGCAUGAGAGCCCCGGUCAUGGCCAAAAAGGAAUUUGGCAAUGUGGUGACAGAUCCUCAUCCUGACAAGCAAGUCCUGUCUCGUGUUCCACAACAUCUUUUCGUGCCCAACAGCUUUGAAGUGGAGUGGUUGGGACAAACUCUCACCAUCCCUGGCAAACUCUCGGGUAAAGGCAAGUGGACUUGCCCCUUAUGCCGAGAGACCAUACUGACCUCGCGAAAUUGUCACUUACGAAAGCACAACUUGAUUCGAAUUGCUUGUGGGAUCUGUGGUUUGUUCCACAUGUGUUCGUACAAACUUUGGGAUCAUUACAAUACCCUUCAUUCAGAGAGUGAAAAGUGGCCAUGCAAAUGUCCGGUUUGCUCUGAAGUCUUGGAUAUUAAGGAGUCUAGGAACAAAUGCCGUGACCACGUGGUUAACUGCUUUGUCCGGACAAAACGGGAGAAGUACAAAGCGAAUAACUUGACCAAUAAAUCUGGCACAAUCAUUGUUUGCGAAACGUGUGGAAAGAUUUUCAAGAACAAACGUCUCAUGGAGCGUCAUGUUCUAAAAAUUCAUCAAGAUAAAAAAUUGACCUCGAAGUGUGAAGUUUGCGCUAUUGAAUUAAGUGAUAGCAAGCUUCGGAGACACAUGAGAAACGUGCAUUUAGCCGCACGAUUUGAAUGUCCCAUGUGCUUCAAAGUCGAAAAAUUUGCCCGUGUCUUUUGGGAACAUUUGAGAGACAACCACUUGGACCGGGUCACAGAAUUCCCAUGUCCAUCUUGUAAGCAAGUAUUCCCAAUCAACCAGGACGAUGGACCAAAUUUUCCCGUUCAUCAAGAAGAGUGUCUUCGUCAACAUCUGAACCAACUCAAAGAUGCCGAAAAGCAGAGACUCUUGGCCAAACCCCUGAAUUAUCCUUGCCCAAUAUGCCCCAAAAGAUUCCAGACCCAAUAUAUGGCUAAUUCCCACAUGAGGGGGCACAAAGAGGCCGGACAAUUCUGCAACCUUUGCCGCUACAAGACCCACUCUCCAGCCCAUUUAAGGGCCCAUAUCAACCGGGUCCAUGGGCAGAAUUCUAAUGGGAUGAAAUGUGAAUUUUGCAACGAAAAGUUCAAGACUCAGCCCUCGUUGGAGUACCACUUAAGCUCAGCCCACGGGGUCAAAUCUGAGUACCCUUGUGACCAAUGCCUUCUGAAAUUGCCCACAAAAGUGCAAUUAAGGAAGCACCAAAAGAACGCUCAUCGGGGCGUGGAUUUCAAGUGCAGUGUUUGUCAGAGCUCUUUCCCAGAUAGGGAAUCAUGUGAGAACCACACAAUGGCCUCCCAUUAUCAAGCCCAUGCCCGAUUUCAGUGCACCGCGUGUCAAGAAGUCUUGAAGUCGAAGGAAGAACUAACUCAUCACAUGAAUACUCUCCAUGGGUAUCAGCUUCCUGUGGAAAAUCAUUCGACGUUACCGCACACUUUCAGUGAUACCCAACCGGAAUUAGUGGAUCUUGUGGGGGACGCAAGAAGUCAUAAACUAACCCCGGGUUACUCGGAUGCAGAUCCGAACCUGUCAUUUUCAAUUCAGGGGCUGUCUGGAACCUUGAGCGGCCAAACUAUCGUAGUCAAUAUGGAUGACCCCACGAAUUCAUUUCACAUGAAUGUUUAGUCGUUCAUCCAACAAUGUUCGCUCAAUUCUGACAUUGCUAUUGGAUUAUUUUCAAAAAUUAAAAUGUUUCUAUAUAGCGAU
Molecule: messenger RNA, 4188 nt
Organism: Tigriopus californicus
Lineage: Eukaryota; Metazoa; Arthropoda; Copepoda; Harpacticoida; Harpacticidae
Exons: 2
Coding region: 382-4107 (1241 amino acids)
Biological process (GO): regulation of transcription by RNA polymerase II
Cellular component (GO): chromosome
Molecular function (GO): chromatin insulator sequence binding
Source: RefSeq, a predicted model, not a curated record